UCACUUCAAUACACAUCCGCGGAGUAAAACAGUUCCCAUAUUUAACGCAUGUUAUUGCUGCGUUUGAACGCAAAAUGGUCAUAAAAUUCACACUUACUCACAGGGAAAGUUGAAUUAUUUCGUAACGCUGCUACUUACACGCUUACGAGUCGUUCAGGUAACUUUGUAGCUCACAUUUGCAGCGAAAAGUGCCAUGUGUGCGGAUGAAGAAAAAGAAGGCAGUAUUAAAUGUUCAGUUCGCAGUGAUUCACAUGAGACUCAACGCAGCACGACAGCGGCGCGUGAAGUUUCCAGGUUUCAUAGGUCGGGAUUGAGAGAGAUUUAUUUUUACACACGUGGAUAAAACACACACUGAAGAUUUAACCUUCACUCACUGGAACAUCUGGAUUUCACUCAGUUUUCACAUCUGUUCUGUUUAUUCUGGAAGUCAUAACGGCAGCCUGAUGCCGCCGGUGCUGACCAUGUCCAGAGGGAACUAUGAUUACGACUAUGACACGGUCCAGCCCUACUUCUUGCUGGAUGGCGAGGAGGAAGACUUCUACCUGCCGCCGCGCAGCCAUCUACUCCCGGGCCCCGGCGAGGACAUCUGGAAGAAGUUCGAGCUGCUGCCAACGCCCCCCGUGUCCCCCAGCCGCAGACCCUCCCUGUCCAACGUCCCUCUCUCCGCCGCCGAACACCUGGAGACGGUGUCUGAGCUGCUGGAGGAGGACUGCAACCCCCCCUUCCUCCAGUCCUUCAUCAUCCAGGACUGCAUGUGGAGCAGCAGCUUCGCCGCCGCCACCAAGCUGGAGCAGGCGGUGUCCGAGAGGCUGGCCUCGCUCCGUGCCCGGCGGGACUCCCCCCCCCCUGCCAGCAGCUCUCACACAGGCUCUGCGGUGAACACGGGGGGGCACCUGCAGGACCUCCAGGCUGCAGCGACGGCCUGCAUCGACCCCUCUGUGGUGUUUCCGUGCACCCCGCUGAGCGAGAGGAGCGCUGAUGGAGCAGCAAUGGCGUCAGAACUGUGUCUGGACUCACCGCCUCUCAGCAGCCGUGACUCAGAAGAAGAACGUGAGGAGAAAGAGGAGGAGGAGGAGGAGGAGGAGGAGGAGGAGGAGGAGGAGGAGGAGGAGGAGGAAGAGGAGGAGGAGGAGGACGUCGACGUGGUGACGGUGGACAGGCGCAGCGUGUCACGGAGGUCACACACCAGCAGUGGACCGGACGCCUCCCCGCUGGUCCUGAAACGUUCUCACAUCAACAUCCACCAGCACAACUACGCCGCCCCGCAGCCCUCAGCGCCCCCCCGACAGCCUGCCGGGAAACGGGUGAAGUCGGAGAGCAGCCGCAGCUCUCGGCCCGACGCCGGAGAGGAUGCCGACAAGCGCAGGACUCACAACGUGCUGGAGAGGCAGCGCAGGAACGAGCUGAAGAUGAGCUUCGUGGCUCUGAGGGAUGAGCUCCCGGCGCUGGCCAACAACGACAAAGCGGCCAAAGUGGCGAUCCUGAAAACAGCCACGGAGUUGAUGUUUGAGAUGAGAGAGGAGGAGAGGAGGCUGCUGGGGACGAAGGACGCGCUGAGGAAGAGGAGCAGAGAGCUCCAACACAGACUGGAGCGACUGAGGACUUUACAUUAACGUUCACUAGUUUCUUUAUAUCACCAACGUCCGGGCUGCCACGCACAUCUUCCAUGAACAUUAUUCAUCUUCGCUUUUUAUCAGAGCUGCUAAUUAUCUUUGUUUUCAUCAGCGAUCAAUCUGCAGAUUAUUUUCUAGAUUAAUCGUUUGCACAAUGAGAAGGAUUUUCUCUUUUCUGUUCGUCAACAGAAAGGUAGCGACCAGGCGGUAGAUCGUGAGCACGCGUCCAAGACGAAGCUACGAUAAUGGCGGGCACAGCCGCAAACAAAUACAAAUCUAGCGAGGAGGCGAAAGACAAAGGUUCUUCCAAAGCGAGGUGGUUCCCCCGCUGGAGAAGGACAAGGGGCAAACCUAAUGUUUAUUUAAUUUUUUAUUUAAUGUUUACAGCUGAUCGCAAUCCUCGACACUGUCCCUUUAAGAAAUGCAGUUUGGGGGCGUGGCCAGUGAAGUCAGCAGUGUGAUGCGGGCGAAUCCUUCUCAGCUGAUCAUGAAGAUCAACUAUUUAAUAUUACUCAAUAUAAUAAUAUAAUAUCACUAAAGCAUUGUUUUGAAUUGUUUUAUUACUUUUUAUAUUUUUAUAUUUCACGAGAGGAAGUUCAUGAGAAGUGUUGCAUACUCUUCAAAAUAAAAGCCCUUCAGACACUGGAGGUUCUGUCGAUGUUACAAAUGGUUUAAGAUUUGUUUG
This is a messenger RNA of Cottoperca gobio, 2298 nucleotides long. Its product is annotated as transcriptional regulator Myc-like. Gene Ontology annotation, molecular function: DNA-binding transcription factor activity; protein dimerization activity. The transcript is spliced from 3 exons. Gene Ontology annotation, biological process: regulation of DNA-templated transcription. NCBI's taxonomy places the organism in Eukaryota, Metazoa, Chordata, Actinopteri, Perciformes, Bovichtidae. The record is from RefSeq and is a predicted model, not a curated record. Bases 444 to 1613 code for a protein of 389 amino acids.